AUGGCAUCGGUCACUUCAAUAUCGUCCGAGAAGGACAACGAAGAGGAUCGCGACAUCAUGCACGAGGAGGCGAUCGAAGAUGAGGACCAUGACAUCAGUUCGGAGAUGGAUCCGUCUCAGCGAGAGUAUCUCGAGUUUCACCAUCAAUUAGACGAAUUUCUAUCACCUCUUAGCCUGGAUGACGGAGUGCUCUACAGAUUGGCCCGUCGCUUUUCCGAAACCUACCGCCACCUGGCCUUGACGUCCGAUCAGCAGUUUUUACCGACCCCAGUAACUCAGCUUCCUACUGGUCAAGAGACCGGCCGAUAUCUGGCAAUUGAUGUUGGAGGCAGUAAUCUCCGGGUCGCAUUUAUUGAGUUGCUUGGCGAAGUGGAGGAGUCAGAUUCCCGCCCUACAGAUGCCUCGGAGAGGUCACGAGACACCAUUCGCAAGGCUCAGCGACAACGGGUCAAGCGCACUUUGGAACGGGCUUGGCCAAUCCAAGAGCACUUGAAGAAGGACAAAGCAGAGGAUUUGUUCUCGUGGAUUGGUGACUGUAUUGCUGAAGUGGUAGCCGAGAGUCUCACGUCGGAUGCCACCAAGAAGGACAUACCAGCAGAAUUAGACAUGGGCAUCACCUUCAGUUUCCCAAUCAUGCAAGAAUCGCUAGCUGAGGCAACGCUGAUGCCCAUGGGCAAGGGAUUCGCUAUUACUUCUAACCUCGAUCUUCGCAACAUUCUUCUCAAUGGAUACGAAAAGCACACCAGGAGACCGGAUGAUGAGGAAGAGCCUUCUUCCAAGCGCCGGAAGCUUUUCGCUCUACCAAAGCUAAAGAUCCAGGCCAUUACGAACGACACGGUUGCGACUCUGGCUUCACUUGCUUACAAAGUGAAACAACUACCCAACAGUCGAGUCGCUAUGGGUAUCAUUGUUGGCACCGGAUGUAAUGCGACCAUUCCGAUGAAGCUGACCGAGCUUCACGAAUCCAAAGCCAAAAAUGUUAACACAAUGGAUCCAAAUGCCGUGGAGACUAUUGUUAACACGGAAUGGACCAUUUCUGGAGCUGCGCCACCACUACGAGAGCUCAAUAUUACGACCAAAUGGGACGUUGAAUUAGAUCGAGCGUGCGCACGUCCCGGAUUUCAGCCAUUCGAGUACAUGACUGGUGGUCGAUACAUUGGUGAAUUGAUUCGCUUGAUUCUGUUCGACUACCUUACGUCCAAAGGAGGGCUCUCCAAGCGAAUUCUACCCGCGAACCUGGUUCAAGAGUACGCACUGACAACCACCUAUAUCUCCGACAACGUAGCGAAGGCCCGAUCAGACCAAGACCUUGCAAAGGCGCUGAACGAAUCGCUUCCCCCACCCGAGAGCAGCGACUGGCGUUGGGAUACGCGAACAGCCGGUGCAUUCCGAAGAAUCGCACGAGCAGUGCAAAGGCGAUCGGCAGGACUGAUCGCCGCGGCCGUAAUCGGCCUCUUGGCCUGCUGCCGUGAAAUCGAAUUGAAGGAAGACAGCAACGCCAACACCCCCGAAGCCGCUGCUUCUCCACAAAGCAACGGAGACGUCCCCAUAUCUAGCAGCACAGCCACCCCGUCAUCCAUCGCAACGCCCGGCAACAGUGUCCACGGCCACGUUGUCCCCGUUCUCCAACCACUUCCUGCUGACUGGCAGUCCGGCCCUGAAGAGCUAGUCGUCGCCUAUACGGGCGGCAUCAUUCAACAUUACCCGCAGUUCAAGGAGAUGUGCCAACAACAUAUUGACCGCUUGAUCAUGCGCACGGGUCCACAACAAGGAGGAAAAUCGGUCUUUUUGCGAGAAGCGUCUGAUGGCGGCGUUAUCGGUGCAGGUGUUUUGGCUGGCAUGGUUGUCGGCAAGUAA
Messenger RNA from Penicillium cataractarum, 1857 nucleotides. Its product is annotated as hexokinase family protein. Lineage: Eukaryota; Fungi; Ascomycota; Eurotiomycetes; Eurotiales; Aspergillaceae. Gene Ontology annotation, biological process: intracellular glucose homeostasis; glycolytic process; glucose 6-phosphate metabolic process. Gene Ontology annotation, molecular function: glucokinase activity; mannokinase activity; ATP binding. Bases 1 to 1857 code for a protein of 618 amino acids. Gene Ontology annotation, cellular component: cytosol; mitochondrion. The record is from RefSeq and is a predicted model, not a curated record. The transcript is spliced from 2 exons.